Molecule: messenger RNA, 453 nt
Organism: Nomascus leucogenys (northern white-cheeked gibbon)
Lineage: Eukaryota; Metazoa; Chordata; Mammalia; Primates; Hylobatidae
Product: putative protein SSX10
Biological process (GO): regulation of DNA-templated transcription
Cellular component (GO): nucleus
Source: RefSeq, a predicted model, not a curated record
AUGAACGGAGACAACGACUGUGCAAAGAGAGCUAGGGAUGAUGCUCAAAUACCAGAGAAGAUACAAAAGGCCUUCGAUGAUAUUGCCAAAUACUUCUCUAAGAAAGAGUGAAAGAUGAAAGCCUCAGAGAAAAUCACCUAUGUGUAUAUGAAGAGAAAGUAUGAGGCCAUGACUAAACUAGGUCUCAAGGUUACCCUCUCGCCUUUCAUGCAUAAUAAAUGGGCCGCAGAUUGCCAGGGGAAUGAUUUUGUUAAGGACCGUAACCGCGGGAAUGAGGGGUCUACAGUGCAUGCAUCUUCCUCAUUCCUCCAUGUUCCCCAGAUGACGAUUUCAUCUGUGUCUCCUCCCACAUACUCCCAAAUGGACCGUCCCAGCCCUAGAAUGCGAAAAUCGUUCAGACAGCGAAGGCCAAGAUGCCCAACCACCUGCUGCAGAAUCCUGCUCCAGGACUGA